Messenger RNA from Pectinophora gossypiella (pink bollworm), 1531 nucleotides. It is a transcript of the gene Rab32, whose product is annotated as ras-related protein Rab-32. Gene Ontology annotation, molecular function: GTP binding; GTPase activity. The transcript is spliced from 5 exons. Gene Ontology annotation, cellular component: trans-Golgi network; Golgi apparatus; phagocytic vesicle. The record is from RefSeq and is a predicted model, not a curated record. NCBI's taxonomy places the organism in Eukaryota, Metazoa, Arthropoda, Insecta, Lepidoptera, Gelechiidae. Gene Ontology annotation, biological process: endosome to lysosome transport; phagosome-lysosome fusion. The coding region runs from base 396 to 1085 and encodes 229 amino acids.
UUCCUUUUGGUACCUGUGCACUACAGUAGCACAUCUGUAAUUUUUUUAUACAUUCAUAAUUUCGGCCAGUGCCUCGUGUUGUUGUUAAAAGAAAAAGAAAACUCCGUUAAAACAGGAUUCGAUAGUGAUUUGAAUGAAAAACGGCAGUUCGAAGUGUUCGAGAACAUUCCACAGAUAAAAUAGUGAUUCUAUAUUUUUUACUUUUUUAUAUUUAAUCCACUCACAAGAUUCAAAUGUGGCCAGUGAUUAAAGCAGUUGAGAUGUGUGCAUUUUAAUCUGUUUUUGUUCUGAGAUGUUGUACAUUGAAAUCGAGAAUAUAGUUAUCGAUUCACGUGAUUCUAUUCGGACUAACUGUUGUGUUUCUUGACGUUUUGCAAUAAGGAAUUUAUUACACCAUGUCACCGAAACCAAAUACCGGAUCACAAGCUUCACCAAGCGCCGAGCGUAGGGAGCACUUAUACAAGAUUCUGGUCAUCGGAGAGCUCGGUACGGGCAAGACGUCUAUCAUCAAGCGAUAUGUCCAUCAAUUCUUCAGCCAGCACUAUAGAGCCACGAUAGGCGUGGACUUCGCCCUCAAGGUCCUCAACUGGGAUGCGAAUACCAUCAUCCGGUUGCAGUUAUGGGACAUUGCAGGCCAAGAACGGUUCGGCAACAUGACUCGCGUGUACUACAAGGAGGCGGUGGGCGCGUUCAUCGUGUUCGACGUGUCCAGGGUCGCCACCUUCGACGCGGUGGUCAAGUGGAAGAACGACCUCGACACCAAGGUGCAGCUGCCGGACGGCUCGCCCAUACCUUGCAUCCUCUUGGCUAAUAAGUGUGACCAGCAAAAGGAGGGUAUAGUGAAUUCUCCGGCGAAGAUGGACGAGUAUUGCCGGGAGAAGGGCUUCGCGGGCUGGUUCGAGACCUCGGCCAAGGAGAACAUCAACAUUGAAGAGGCGGCGCGGUCUUUAGUUAAUAAGAUUCUUCUAAAUGACAAACUACUACAAAGCAACGAUAACAAGGAUGGUGACAGAAUCGCGCUCGACCACAAGAUCGCAAACGGCGAAAAUUCCCGGGAUGGCGGGAACAAGUCAUGCGCGUGCUGACCAACCACAGGCAGCCAUUCUCAACGGCCAAUCGGAACGCGUCGCCUCUCUAACAACCAUUUCUAUUGGCCUUUCAGAGACAGCGUUCGUUUCCAAAUUUAAAAGUUUCAAACUCUCUAUUUUAACUAUCGUUACGUAUGUCAUUUUAUUAUUGGUUUUUUUAACGACAUUCUAAAGUGCCUAAUUAUGAUCGAAUUUAUAAUAUUCAACACUUAGUUGAUACUGGAUGGAUGUAUAUUAUUUAACUUCGUGGAAAGUUGUCAUAUUUCUUUUUGUUUGUAAAUGUAGACUUCUUCGGGAGUUGUUUAGUGCCAUCUACGGCUAAAGUCAUAUUAAUUAUACGUAAUUGUAGUGUAUGAUAUAAUAACUUGUUUUUAAGUAUUACAUAUUGUAUGCGAGUGUGAGAGAUGUUAUUGUAAAAUUAUAAUAAAAUAUAUAGUGCAAAA